Molecule: messenger RNA, 1263 nt
Organism: Penicillium brasilianum
Lineage: Eukaryota; Fungi; Ascomycota; Eurotiomycetes; Eurotiales; Aspergillaceae
Source: the annotation of a GenBank genome assembly
AUGAAGUCAUUCGCAAAAAGAGCCCUUUUUCAGGCCCUUCGAGUAGCGCUCGUUGCGGUGACGGUCUCUCUAGCUGUCCAGACAUACCUGGAUGGAUGGAAGAAGCCGCAACCGGUGGUGAUAGAGUCUCGACUCGAAACCAAUGAGCCUUCUCCAAGUGAACCACCUACAACGGAAUCUUCCCCGCCGCAGACCCUGUGGGAUGCUCUUCAAAAUGAUCCUUCCUUGACCAAAUUCACCAAGCUAGUUGGAGAGUUCCAGGACAUUGUCGGUGGUCUACGGGCCCCCCGAGCUCAACUCACAAUCUACGCGCCUGUUAAUGAGGCAUUCGGCAAGGAAGACUUUCCCUAUGAUCUCCCGUGGUUUUACUGGAAAUUUCUAGUUGGUUACCACAUGGGCAAAGGAAGCGUUUCAGCCCAGGCAUUACCCAAUCAAAAUACGGUCACCUCUUUCGUGAAUGCCGACAUCUUUUUCAAGAACCAGCAACGUAUCAGCGUACAGGACAGCCAUCAAGACAGCGUGACGUUCAACUUUCGCUCGAAAUUGCUUUCAUCAAAGUCAGCUGUCAACGGUCAUCUGCACGUUGUUGACCGACUUUUGAUGUUGCCAGACUCAGCCGCAGACGUGCUUCGAUAUACUCCGUCUCUCAGAAUAUUCCGUCAAGGUCUGAUUCAGACUGGACUUGCGGAGGUGGUCAACGACACAUCGACACACAUUGGACAGACCCUCUUCGUCCCUUCCAAUGCUGCAUUCAAUCAACUGGGCCGUAAAGUCAAUUCUUUCUUGUUUGGCCCAGGAGGCAGCGAGUACUUGAAAGCUUUACUUGCCUACCACAUCGUGGCCAAUGAGACUUUGUUCUCGGACGCCCACUUUCCUGCAAAGAAUGGCGAGCAGGUUAUCUUUUCUCGAGAAUCUACCACCAAUUCCGUGGAAAUGCCCACUCUUGCCGGCGGGCAUUUUGUUUCCGCAAGUUCUAUUCUACAGUCGGGUGGACGGCGGACAAUCUUGGUCAAUGACGAGUGGAAAGUGAGCCGACCUGAUAUUGUCGUGAUGGAUGGGGUGAUUCAUGAGUUGGACGCCGUGUUACUGCCACCACUUGUGGAGGGUGAAGGUCAAUUGGGAAAGGAAAAACUCAAUUGGUGGUCUAUUGUGAAGCGUUCGAUGAACCUCGGCGGAGGAAUCACGGCGGAGGAGCUGAUGGAACGAUUGCAGCCAUUGAUAGAAAGUGAGGGAUCAUCUUGAUAGGCUCAGCUUAUCUUACGC